This is a messenger RNA of Melanotaenia boesemani (Boeseman's rainbowfish), 1408 nucleotides long. RefSeq lists its product as uncharacterized. NCBI's taxonomy places the organism in Eukaryota, Metazoa, Chordata, Actinopteri, Atheriniformes, Melanotaeniidae. The record is from RefSeq and is a predicted model, not a curated record. Bases 73 to 1086 code for a protein of 337 amino acids. The transcript is spliced from 2 exons.
GUCCAAGCUUUGUUUUAUUUUGGCGGCUACAGACGGAGCGGAGAGCUGCUGGACCUUCAGACCAGAAGCAGAAUGGAGGAGCAGAACCAGAACCAGGACCAGAACCCCACGAGGAGGAACAAAGCGGGACCAUCCUUUGAUACCACCGGUCGGCAGGAGAGGUUUGUACGAGUGAUAACUGCACCUAACCCAAAUGAAUGGAGACGAUUGUUUAAUAUUUCUGAUGCUUUAUGGUUACAAGUGAAGCCUGAACUGACGCGAUGUAACAUGACCAUGUGUACUGUAAGUUGGAUACAGUGGUAUAUUACUCAAGCGAUCACCAUCUGUAAGUUUCAGGUAUUACCAUUGGUCGUACAUAAUAAGUAUAUGUUUUUGAGAACUUACGGUGAAUGGUUUAGUCCCCAAACUAAUCACACGUAUGACCUGAAGGACUGUGAAACUACUGAUCGAGGCCAAGCCUGCCUCUUAUCUAAAGGGUAUAGAGAUCCAUGCUUUACAGGAGACACGGCACUGUGUGAAUGGUAUAUAGAACCAGCUAGCGACAUGCUAUGGCAAGUGGGCCCCAACACCCUUUGCGUAGCUACUACUCACAACCAUACUCAGUUGCCUACUGUACCGUUCUCAGGUUGUUUAAAAGGUUUACACCUAUGGCAUUGGCACAAUGUAACUUACAGGUUGACUAACUUUACCACAGAAUCUCAUCUGACGGCUGUCCAGUGGAAAGUGUUACACCUACCAUGGCGAAUUUCUCUGGAGCGUUUCCAAAGUGCACUGUCUCGCUCCCGUGAUCUUAAAGAUAUUAUGUCUAGCCAUUCUCAGAAUGUUACCCGUGCCUUAGUAACAACUCUAGUUAACCGGGAACAGGUUUUGCAUGCAGCAAAGAUGGUGGAGAUGGACAGUGCUCAUCACUGGUGGGACAUUUUUUCAGGAAUGUCUGUCACCGCUAGAACAUAUGUAGCUCCACCAUUAUUGAUUCUUGUGGCUAUUUUAUGUGUGUUGACGCUAUGCAAUGUAUUAACAUGUCUUUAUAUACGCCGGAUUAAACAACGAUUGUCUAGGACCAUAUAUCACACUGCCUUAAGAUGAUGCACAUACAUAUUUUAGCAGAAGAUGGACCUUAUGGAACGAUGUGUUAUCAUGUAACUGUGGAUACAGAUACUGAUGUAGAUCAGUUCACUUAUAUGCACUGGAGUAAUCAAGAUCGAUGGGUGCACAAUGAUGUAUAUGCCACGCGAAUGGAGUUGUUAGAUUUCGUGUGUCAUUGGGUCAAUACUAUCUGCCAGGAGUAUCAACAUGCUCCUGGCCAUACUGAAGAUGAUGAUGUUAUCUGGGAAGGUGAAAGUUUUAUGAAUUAAGGCCAUUUUAGGCCAGAGGUGGAAUGAUAUGGGAAUAUCUAAUUUGUGUCCUA